AUGGACACUCUCCACGCCCAAGAAGAAGAAAUGAACGCAACCCUCCAAGAAGCCCUAACAUGCACCACCUGCACCCUGCACCUCACCAAAGCGAGUAUGCGUCGUGAUCUAGAAGCGGGUGUAUACGAUCCGUCGCGCGAUCCGCCAUUUUUGCAUUUACACGCGAAGGCCUAUUCGAGUGAGGAGGAUGGGGAUGAUCAUGAUUCGGAUUACUUUGAUCCAAAUGACUCUGCGUCUGCAUCCAGGUUUGAGAGUCAGUCUGAUUCUGGCUGUUAUUCUGAGGAAGACGACGAUGAAGACGACGAUGGAGAAUGGGACGAAGGAGAAGGGAUAUCCCCCCUCUCCAAACCAACUCGCAAGCAAAUGCCGCGAUAUGCGCGCCUGAUCACGCCGCUUCAACGACUCUCGUACCAGUCUUGUGUUUCGGAUGUUCACGAUCAAGGGCGGAAACAGGGACUUGAACCGGUCAAGGCAGUUAAGAAUGAUGAAGAGGAUGAGGAUCUUCGCUUUGCAUAUUACCAAGUCGACUACCACAUUCAUCUGCACGAUCGUGCGCGCUGUAACAUGUUGACGCUCUGUCGUGAUAUUGAGGAUGUGAGGCAGUUGCGUGGAUGGGAGGUUGAGAUGAGGCAGUUGGACGCGGCAGAGGCUGGAGUAGUCGAUUAUUCUGAUCCUACUACCACUUCCACUACUACAGCAGCAGCAACAACAUCAGCAGAAAACGAACUUUUCAUAGUCCAUCAGACAGCAUUGUGGAAACGACGCUGGCGACUCCGACAGAGACGCAUCAACGAGACGAGAAGAAAAUGGGCGCAGAUUAUGGCAGAGCGCAAGAGGCAGCGUGAGCAGUUGCUACUGGAAAGACGGAAGAUGUUUCGCGCCAAGGUGAAGUUAUAUACCUGGAAGGAAGGGGAUAAGGUGAUGCUUAGGGAGUUGGAUUUGUAA
Aspergillus chevalieri is the source of this 945-nucleotide messenger RNA. RefSeq lists its product as uncharacterized. The transcript is spliced from 2 exons. The record is from RefSeq and is a predicted model, not a curated record. The coding region runs from base 1 to 945 and encodes 314 amino acids. Lineage: Eukaryota; Fungi; Ascomycota; Eurotiomycetes; Eurotiales; Aspergillaceae.